AUGAUUGCUUACCGAAUCACACAAAGAGAACUGAACUUCACUACUCGCAAUAUUGCUCGUCAUUUUGAAGAUCCUCAAAGCUGUCCCUCCAUAACAAAAUCAUAACCUCCAAUCAGACUUUAAAACUACGUCGUAAUGUAUGAGUGAUCAUCGGUCUAAGGAAAUACGUUUGCAUACAAGGUAUUCCGAAGAUCUUUUAUUGUACAUACAGGGUGUCCCAGAACUCAACGUCAAGUCGGCAACGGGGCACAGACCAAGUCGUGUAUUUUUCAAAUUGUAGCCUUUAAAAAAAAUCGGAAAAACUAAAAAAAUCUACACUAAGUGAUGAUCUCCCAUUACUACAAAUUAAUUUUUUUUUCAGACGGAGUGACGGAAAGUGUCAUUCUACGUAGUAUUCGUCAACACCUGUUUUUCAGUCAUACAGAAUUUUUGUUGGCUUCCGUGAAAAUUUAAAGUCUUAUUCGAACACCAGGGUAUCAAUAAUGCCUAAAACUACGGUCGUGGAUAAAAAACGCAAAAAGUGGAAUGAAGAGAAUAUGCGGAAAGCAGUGAUAGCAGUCAGGUGCAAACAAAUGAGUUAUUUAAAACAUACAAUGUUCCUCGAGCUACACUUUUCAGGCUGUGCAAAAAGAAAAUGGAGCCUGAAGUCGUGUGCCGUACCAAACUAGGCC
Messenger RNA from Acanthoscelides obtectus, 671 nucleotides. The record is from the annotation of a GenBank genome assembly. Lineage: Eukaryota; Metazoa; Arthropoda; Insecta; Coleoptera; Chrysomelidae.